Molecule: messenger RNA, 2244 nt
Organism: Serendipita indica DSM 11827
Lineage: Eukaryota; Fungi; Basidiomycota; Agaricomycetes; Sebacinales; Serendipitaceae
Source: the annotation of a GenBank genome assembly
AUGGACGAAGCUGGAUGGCACGCUCUACGAAGAGCCGAAGCAGCAUACCACGAACCAUAUGAGAGAAACCCUGAUGGGUCAUAUCAACCGAUAGUCAAUGUGAAUCCUCUCAACGAGCCUUAUAUCACAGGCCCAUCCAGAUCGACGAGUGAAGCUUCUACUGGAAGUUGGGGUCCUCCUCCUGGACCUCCGCCUGGACAUCAGGAGCGCCCACCUGCGUAUCACGCUCCCGCGAACCAUGCCGAGUCUUGGAUGCCAAACGAGGAAAAGAGAGUAUAUGAAGAGAAACUAAAUCCCACGCCUAGUGCCAUUGAGCGAUGUGAAUGUGGACCUUUGCUCCGAUACGACACGGUCGAGAAUGAUACCUAUUACGGCUCAGUGCUCAUUGUAACUGCCGACGCCGGCUCGAUAUAUUCUCCACAUCCUCGCCUCACGCUCGAAUGGGACCCAGAACGACCCUCAUAUCUACGGUCGUCCUCAACCUCGAGUCAAUACUAUGCUCCCGGAUCUACACCCAUGGGUGACCCAUCUCAUCCAGCGGCAGCGUAUGGUGGCACAAGCUACAGUCGGACUUCCCUCCAAAGCACCGAUAGUUACACGCCAUCUGCCCGUGCGAGGACCAGCCUCAUUAAAGCCCAGGAAAUUUGGGUGUACCAUGGUCCAUAUGGCUCAUGCACAUUCUGGAGGAUGAUGUUCGAAAUACCUCUUUCUGAAAAUGAGAUGGCAAUCACCUAUCGGGUCAAUGGAGGUCAUGGCCUGCAGUUCUUCGUUCCCGGCAAAACGCAGAACAUGCGCUGGGCCGCAUACUCGUGCAACGGAUUCUCGGCUGGUAUCAAUGCAGACGAAUUCAGAGGCCCAGGUCAUGCGUCGGGUUUCGAUCCUGUGUGGUCGGACCUCCUGGAUCAGCAUGCUGAGAAACCUUUUCAUGUUCUUGUGGGUGGCGGGGAUCAAUUGUAUUGCGACAGUCUCAUGCGCGAGCCUGAAUUUCAAGAAUUCAUCAACCUCACUUCACGAAAAGCAAAGCUCGCGUACCAGAUUACCGAUAGUAUUCGAGCAGCUAUUGAUCGGUUUUACUUUAGUCAUUAUUGCUUGGUAUUCCGAAACGGAAAGUUUGCACAAGCCAACAGCACGAUUCCAAUGGUCAACAUGCUAGAUGACCAUGAUAUGAUUGAUGGUUUUGGCAGCUAUCCUGAGGAACUACAACGCUCACCCAUGUUCCAAUUGAUCGGAGACCGCGCAUACCAUUUCUUCCUUCUCUUUCAGUGCUUCGUGGUCGACGCGGUAGAUGGAAUCGACUCGCGUCCUGGCAAGCACAGUACACACUCGAUGUUGAUAGGCGGAGCUGGGGCAUGGAUCCCUUACCCGUCACACAGUUUCCUGACGUACAUGGGCCCAGCUACUGCGAUGAUUAUGCUAGACUGCAGAGCAGAACGUCGAUUGGAUCGUGUGUGUAGUGAGACAACCUACCGCCGAAUGUUCGACAGAUUGUGGGAGCUACCCGCUUCGGUGAAGCAUUUAGUCGUUCAGCUUGGUAUUCCUAUUGCAUAUCCGAGGAUGAAUUUCUUAGAAACCGCCUUGGAAUCCUCCUUCAAUCCAUUCAUUGCACUCGGAAAGAAGGCAUGUAUUUCGCUUCGCUCUCCUCACGUGCUCAUCUAUAUACAGGGCCAGUUGGGUAUGGGCUCACUGGUUAACAAGUUCAACAAGGAUGCUGAGCUGCUCGAUGAUUUAAUGGAUCACUGGACAGCCGCAAAGCACAAGAAGGAACGGAAUUGGUUUGUCGAGCAAAUGCAAAACUUUGCCCUCCUCCGUCGGAUACGGGUAACCUUUCUCUCUGGCGACGUGCACUGCGCGGCGGUUGGUGUAUUCAAGACGCUUUCUCCAAAUGCACCUGUAGACCCAAGGAUGGACUAUCGAUAUAUGAUCAACGUUGUGACAUCCGCAAUUGUCAAUACGCCACCGCCGAAUGGCGUGCAGACAAUGGUCGCUUCGCUGAGUGACAAGCAGCACAAGUCCAUGCACUAUGCGCAGACAGACGAGACCAUGAUUCCUCUUUUCCAGAAGGAUACCAACGGCAAGCCACCGAAAUCGAAGAACAUUAUGGGCCGACGUAAUUAUGCAAUCGUGGAAUAUGACUCAAAGACGGAGGAAUUGCAGUUUGACAUCAGAGUUGAGAAGCAGAAAGGAGUGGGUACGACAGUAGGGUAUCCGAUACGAACACCAGGGCCAGGAUGGCAGGUACCGUGA